Messenger RNA from Ilex paraguariensis (yerba mate), 2428 nucleotides. NCBI's taxonomy places the organism in Eukaryota, Viridiplantae, Streptophyta, Magnoliopsida, Aquifoliales, Aquifoliaceae. The record is from the annotation of a GenBank genome assembly.
UUCAUGUGGACGCCACGUCAUCAAUGUGUUGCACAUGACAACUAUCUCUGUCCUCUUCUUCCACCAUCCGCCUACUCCUUGACGUGAACGGUGAUACCAUGUUACCCACCACCCCAGCGAAGGAGAACCAUUCUAUUUCCUCCCGUCUUUCUCAAUGAAUUUACGAGAAAUUCCAUUGAAACUCUGAGUCUCAACUCUCCGAUCAGACGGGUACCAUGGGAACCUGCACCUCCAAACCUCCCAAGCCCAAUCCAUACGCCACCAGAGAAACCGUAGAAGAAGAAAACACUAACCCUACGAGAACUCCGGCGAAUGAAUCAGUCGCCGGAGAAGACGGAAAUAACUAUGCAGGGAAUGGGAAAAAAUCGCCGCUCUUCCCCUUCUACAGUCCUAGCCCCGCUCACUACUUUUUCUCCAAGAAAUCUCCGGCGCUACCUUCCGGGAGUGCCAAUUCGACGCCGCGGAGGGUUUUCAAGCGUCCUUUUCCGCCGCCGUCUCCGGUGAAGCAUAUUAAGGCUAUGCUGGUGAGGCGGCACGUGGCCGUGAAGCCGAAUAAUGCGGCGGAGACGGAGGGGAGCGAUGUUGGGAAGUUGGAUAAGAGUUUUGGAUUUUCGAAGCAGUUUACUAGUAAGUAUGAGGUUGGCGAAGAGGUGGGACGAGGUCAUUUUGGGUAUACCUGUUCGGCUAGGUCUAAGAAGGGUGACCUUCAGGGUCAACAAGUUGCUGUGAAGGUCAUACCCAAGGCCAAGCUGACAACAGCUAUUGCAGUUGAGGAUGUGAGAAGGGAGGUGAAAAUAUUGCGAGCCUUGACAGGACAUAACAAUCUUGUACAGUUCUAUGAUGCGUUCGAAGACCUUGAUAAUGUUUAUAUAGUAAUGGAGUUGUGCCAAGGAGGGGAGCUCUUAGAUAGAAUACUUGCAAGGGGUGGGAAAUACUCAGAAGGUGAUGCAAAGGCUAUUAUGGUCCAGAUAUUGAACGUGGUUGCCUUUUGUCAUCUCCAGGGUGUGGUGCAUCGUGAUCUUAAACCAGAGAAUUUCCUGUAUACCUCUAAGGAAGAAAACUCCCAGUUGAAAGUCAUAGAUUUUGGCUUAUCGGAUAUUGUCAGACCAGAUGAAAAGCUCAAUGACAUUGUUGGAAGUGCAUACUAUGUGGCACCUGAAGUUCUCCACAGGUCUUACAGUACAGAUGCAGAUGUAUGGAGUAUAGGUGUGAUAGCAUAUAUUCUUCUAUGUGGUAGUCGUCCAUUUUGGGCCCGGACUGAAUCUGGCAUUUUUCGGGCAGUCCUAAAAGCCAAUCCAAGUUUUGAUGAAGCACCUUGGCCUUCAUUGUCUUCAGAAGCAAAGGACUUUGUCAAGCGUCUAUUAAAUAAAGACCCCCGGAAACGGAUGACCGCUGCUCAGGCUCUAAGUCAUGCCUGGAUUCGGAACUGCAAUGAUGCAAGAGUCCCACUUGAUAUUCUUAUAUUCAGACAAAUGAAAGCGUAUAUGCGAUCAUCAUCUUUGCGUAAGGCUGCUUUAAGGGCCCUGUCUAAGACAGUGACUGCAGAUGAACUUUGCUAUCUGAAGGAGCAGUUUGCACUGUUGGAUUCAAGCAAAAAUGGCAGCAUCACCUUAGAAAAUAUUAGAAUGUCCCUGAUGAAAAAUGCAACCGAUGCUAUGAAGGAGUCCCACAUCCCUGAUUUCCUUUCUUCGCUAAAUACACUUCAAUACAGAAGGUUGGAUUUUGAAGAGUUCUGUGCAGCUGCAUUAAGUGUCCAGCAGCUGGAGGCACUUGAUCGCUGGGAACAACAUGCUCGUCGCGCAUAUGAAAUUUUUGAGAAAGAUGGGAACAGGGCGAUUGUCAUUGAAGAACUUGCAUCAGAACUCGGGCUUAGUCCCUCUGUCCCAGUCCAUUCCGUUCUCAAUGACUGGAUAAGGCAUACUGAUGGGAAGCUAAGCUUCCUUGGGUUUGUCAGAUUGUUGCAUGGUGUGUCAACCCGAACCCUCGGAAAAGUGCAGUGACAACAUGAAGCAUGUCGUAGAAAUCUUGGAGGCACAAAUAGGGCAACAAAUAGUCUUCAGACUCUGCAUCUCUCAGGUGUUCUCUAAGGCUCAGUUCUUCAACAAUUCUGACCUCCCUGCAAGACUGCUUUGACAGAAAUAUUGAACCUUACACUCAUAUGCUAAUUGCUCAAGGGUGCUUGAACUGGUCAGGACCUGCAAUUCCAGUCCUUUUUUUCGUUUCCAAUCAACGAAGCUCACUAUGGGGUUUGAAGUUGUAGAUGGUGUAACCACCCCCGGCUGCAAUUGAUUCUACUUAUACCCUUCCAAUGAUAGUCCAUAAAAUGUUUCAUUUAUCAUAUUCCAAGUCUUCUCUCCUCUUCACAAAUAGACAUGUAUGGAUAUUCUUAAUUUCUUCUAUAAAUAACUCCACACUUCCAAGUUGGUGA